Molecule: messenger RNA, 1056 nt
Organism: Fonsecaea pedrosoi CBS 271.37
Lineage: Eukaryota; Fungi; Ascomycota; Eurotiomycetes; Chaetothyriales; Herpotrichiellaceae
Exons: 2
Coding region: 1-1056 (351 amino acids)
Source: RefSeq, a predicted model, not a curated record
AUGGACACAUCCAACAUCAACACCACUCCCCGAAAUCCUGUUGGGGAUCCCGCCGCUGCCAAAGCAAUGACGGGAGUGGCCUGUUCCAACGCGGCCUUCAUCGCCGAUAGGACACCUCGUGGCACAAAAAGAAGUCACCAAGCCGCAUUUGGGGUUGAGCCCUGCCUUAAAACAGUAAACAACCCACCACGGGUUCAGCUGGAAAGGCCGUCGGCGUUAAAGGCAAGUGAUAUGGCGGGGGUUGAUGAGGCUCACCUUGGUCUGGGCACGAGCCGGGGGUCCAAAUCAGACCAAGUCUCUCGAGUGGUUUCGACCAAAAAGGCCGUCAGCUUCAACAGCCAAAUCAAGCAGGUGGUCUUCUCGCGGAACAAUGUCAUCGGCCACGAAGCUGGGCUGAUGACCACCUGGAUCUCUGACACUCCCAGCGUCGCCUGGCAGAAGUCACAACUGAGAAGGGCAGUCUUGCAGCGUGAAAGGUGCCUGAAGAAAGCUAGAGACGGACAUAUACCUGCCUGCGUCAUGCACCUAGGGUCUAGGGAAAUCUGCAGGGCUUACUCUAAGGCUUCGAGGGAGCACGACGAGAUGAGCUCAAAUAUAGCUUCCUUUGCAGAUAUGACAUUCCCGUCAAGUGCAACAGACCUAAGUGAGACAGGGGUCCGUCACUUUCACAACGGAGACCUCUAUUUCCAAGCGAUCCAGGAGGUCGAGAAUGUUGUCCAAUAUCAUUUGUCCGCCUUGGCGUUGGAUUCAUUGGACUCCAGCAACAGUGCCAACCACUCGCUCCGCAGUGCCAUUGAAGAUCUCCACAGAUGCACCAAGGAGAACCUCACUCAGCUCUUGAAACGCUUUGGCAUCAUUUAUCCCUAUCACAGUCCGAAAAAGAGGUCUAGAACGGCGCAAGACGCUUAUCUGGACAGCGAUUGGACUGAGGCAGACGCCAGAGCAGAAGCACUGUUCAAUUCAUGCGCAAACUUGCGGGUGGUAGGAGCCCUGAGGAAGAUUGUAGAACAGUUCAAGAUAGAGCUCGAAAAGCAGAUAGGAUCGACGAUUGACUGA